Populus nigra (black poplar) is the source of this 1684-nucleotide messenger RNA. RefSeq lists its product as uncharacterized. Bases 161 to 1465 code for a protein of 434 amino acids. The transcript has 10 exons. Gene Ontology annotation, molecular function: polyubiquitin modification-dependent protein binding; metallopeptidase activity; cysteine-type deubiquitinase activity. NCBI's taxonomy places the organism in Eukaryota, Viridiplantae, Streptophyta, Magnoliopsida, Malpighiales, Salicaceae. The record is from RefSeq and is a predicted model, not a curated record. Gene Ontology annotation, cellular component: BRISC complex; BRCA1-A complex. Gene Ontology annotation, biological process: double-strand break repair.
AAAUCUACCCCUCCCUCCCACCCUCUCUAAACCCGAAAACUCUCUCUUUACUCUCUAGUGGAGGACAGACAGAACGUAAGAGAAACAAACCUUAUUCGGAAUCUCUAAAAGACAAAAAAUAAAAAAGAAGAAGAAGGAAGACACAAUUUAAAGAAGCAUCAUGUCUUUAACGAGCGUGAAGAUGACAGAGGAAGUCUGGUUAACAUGUCUUACCCAUGCGUUGUCUACCGAGACUGAAGAAAUCCUUGGCCUCCUCCUUGGUGAUAUUGAGUAUGCGAAAGAUGGCAAUGUUACUGCAUUAAUAUGGGGAGCCUCACCUCAGUCAAGAUCUGAUAGGAGAAAGGACCGGGUAGAGACAAAACCGGAACAGUUGGCUGCAGCAUCAGCUCAAGCUGAGAGAAUGACUGCAUCAACAGGACGAACAACAAGAGUGAUAGGGUGGUAUCAUUCACACCCUCAUAUUACUGUGCUUCCUUCUCAUGUUGAUGUGAGGACCCAGGCAAUGUACCAACUUCUAGAUCCUGGGUUUAUCGGCCUGAUAUUUUCCUGUUUUAAUGAGGAUGUCAAUAAGGUUGGAAGAAUCCAAGUCAUUGCUUUCCAGUCCUCAGAUGGGAAACAGAAUAACAUGUUAAGACCUGUUUCUGCAUUGCCUGUAAAUAAAAGUUCAAUAAUAGAGCUUGAUUCAUCUUCCUCAGAUAUUGCAAGUCUGGAGGGCCCUGAACUGGACACUGCUGAUUCAAGAGCUGCAGGAUCCAGUAAGGGUGGGGCAAGAUCUUUGGGUCUUGGGGAUUUCUUUGCUAAUGCUGAUGCCAACUAUGUUGGGAGAGAAAGAAUUGGAGGAAACUACUAUAGCAGCAAUUCAGGUGAUAAGAUAACUGAUAUAGACCCCAUGGACAUGUCAGAGAGUAUGCAGGAAGCUAUGCACCGCUCAAAUUUGGACAUGAGUGGUGCGGAGUAUUCCAGAAGAGAAAUUCCUCUUCAUGUUUUGCCCACAUGCUCUCUGCUUAAGCUUGAUUCACCUCUAAUGUCAUUUGGUGAUUUGCAACGUGUGUUAUAUGAAGAGGAGCGUGGAGCAUACAACCAAGCCAUCUUGCAGAAUAUGAGGAAUGGAAAAGUACAUCCCUUGACUUUCAUUCACCACACAGCAACAUAUCAGGCUUCCAUGUGCAAAUUGAUUGAAUACUGUCUAAGUCCUGCCAUAAAUGCUCUCCAGGGCCGCUUGAGAGAGAACGAUAUUCGGUUAGCAACACUUGCUGAUGAAGCCAAGAUGUUGGAGAUGGAAACCGCUAAAGGGAGUGAGUUACAGAUCUCCCCGUCAAGUUCCAGAUCUCCCCGUCAAGUUCCAUCUCCCGGACUACGAGGAAGUGCUUUGUCUGGUCAGAGGGACUUUCAUGGUUCAUCAGAAUCUUUUAGUUCGAGGACUGUUGCCAGCCCUGGCAGCCGAAGCAGAACAAGCUCCUCAUAGAGCUCAGAACUAAACCGCUUUGUAAUGCAUUUUGUAAGUGUGACUUUUGGAUGUUAAAUAUGCUGUCUUUGUUUUCGUGUUUGCAAUUUGUAAUUGAUAGAUGAUGCAAAUGCAGUUAAAAUUAUGAACUCCCGUGCUCCUUUGGCCUUCAAACCUGUAUUCAAUAGGACAUACAUUAAUUAAGAAAUGGAGAAACUAAUGUGUAAUUUUAUAGUUUAA